This is a messenger RNA of Xyrauchen texanus (razorback sucker), 4284 nucleotides long. RefSeq names its product protein PFC0760c-like. The transcript has 9 exons. The coding region runs from base 232 to 2889 and encodes 885 amino acids. The record is from RefSeq and is a predicted model, not a curated record. Lineage: Eukaryota; Metazoa; Chordata; Actinopteri; Cypriniformes; Catostomidae.
CUAAAACCACAACCUAGAAAUGGCAAGCAAGUCUGCUCUUGCAUGCACACAUGCACAAUUAUUUUUAAGAAAUAAUUAAUCAGGUUAAUACAGGAAGCAGCUAUGACACAAAGCGGCAAGCAUGACAAACUUUUUUUGUCUGUGGAGGAACAUAUGUCUGUCAUAUCUGUUUUUGUUUGAUUUUUCUUCAUACGGUAUAAUUAUUUCAAAGUCUGCUUUGUUAUAAACAAGAUGGAACAAAACAUUGCUGAUUUUUUGAAGAGCGCAUUCCCAGAGACAGACUUUGAGCAAGUACACUUUGAUGAUGAUUUUAAAACAACACACAGUGAUGGUACACCACAGAGACAGACAGCAAUGGUGGACAACCACAAUUACAGAGACACCAGUGAACCUUUGGCUAUGUCUGCUCUAGAUUUCCCACAGAUUCCGAGCUCAACAAAUGCAAAUGAGGAAGAGGAAAUAAAGAACUGUUCUGAAAACAAUGAGGACUGUUUAUUAGAUGAACAAAGCAUGAAGAUGGCAUCUAUGGUCUAUAAUUCAUGGGAUGAUAACAAUUCAAUUGAAAAUAAGACUCAAGUUCAACAGCAGCAAAUGAACGUAUGUGAUGAGGAAAGUAGAGAGAGUGAAUUUAAGAUGCAUGCAGAAACAUCAGACCUCCAUCAGAUGGAAAACAAGCAAGAUCAGACAGAGGAUGUCAGUUUACUUGAAUUGGUUCCUACAAAAGGAACUCACCAUGAUCUGGGUGCAGAAUAUCACAUGGUAAUGGAAAAAACAACAUCAGAUCUAAUGUCCUGUCAGAUGCUGGAUAAACUUAAAAACAGAGUGGAUCCUGAACAUGUUUUUCAGUAUGCAAUGAAUGACAAUAAUUUUAGUGCCAUAGAGUCAGAAUUGCAUGAUUGCCCAAUAGUCUCAACAGAGGAUGAAUCUGAGGAUGAGAUACAAAUUUUUACAGAAGAUGAUCAUGUAAAAAAGGGUUUAGCAGAUUACCCUUCUGAUCUGUCUGAAAGUGUAAAUGAGGGCAACAGUGAAAGUCAUAGUAUACCAACUGAUAUAAGCAAGCAGAGUGAGACGCUGGUGGUACAUGAGAUAGAGAACCUAGCUACAACUACAACUCAUGAUGAUAUUCAAAAGGAAAGCAGAAUGGAUCCCCAAGAUAUGGCCACUCUCAAGAAUGAAGAGUUGGCUGUUGAGGCAAUUUCUAGUAAAUAUGAUUUCAAGCAUGAUUAUGAUCAUGUUUGUGUAAAUUACAAACUUUCCAAUGACAGUUUGGAAACCGAAAUAUAUAAUAAGAGGGUUUCAGACUGCUCUGAUUUUAGAAAUUAUGAGAAUUUUCAAACUAUUGCCAAAAUGGAAACAUACAGUGAGAAAUACAUAAAUGAGCAUCCUGACUAUGAUAGCGAUAUCAGCAGCCAUGGUGACUACAACAAAAGCCAUGGGGAAGAGGGUGAUCCUAUUUCUCAUACAUGCAAAGAGGUAAAGAAUCUAGAUCUCCCUGAACAAAAGCAUUCCUUCACAAAGGACUUGACUAGAGACUGGAAAAGCACUGAGUGUGACGAAGUGGAUAUAGAAGACACAGAUCAUCAGAGUCCUGGUAUAUGUGAUGUAGUAGGUUUGUCAGGCAUUACUACAUCUUCUGGAGCUGAAAUGGAAGACUCCAGGAUGGAAGAUUGUUGGACAAACUCUUCAGAAAAUCCAAACAGUAGUAGUGUGAGUGUACUGAAUCCUUCAGAGUACAUUUCAGUCAAGCUGAACCGAAACAACAAAGAACACAACAGUGGGCCAUUAGAAGUUUUGGACAUUGGAGAAAAUAUCAACUCUUUACUGCCUGAGACGUUUUGGUCCUUGAUGGCUGAGGACAAUCUAAAGCUUGAUGAAUAUGACUGGGACAUUAAUGAAGAAGAGGUUACAUGUGAUAGAGAAGAUUAUUUUUUGGAAGAGCUUGAAAAUGAUGGGUUGGAAACUGAGAGGGACUGGGAGAAGGAAAAAGCAAGAAUUGAAGCAUUUAACAGAUACUAUGGGUCUGUUGAAGGAGAGAUAAAUGAGGCAACAACAGGUAGGAUCCACAAAGUUAAGUUUUGUUUGGAUCCAGAAUCUUGUCAGUAUGGGGAGGACAGUGAUGGCAGUGAAGAAGAAGUGAGUAGUGUAAGUGAGUGGAAUUCUCCACAGUAUAGUUCAGUCAGACCAGAGCAAAGCAGCAAUGAACACAACCAUGAACCUUUAGAAGUUUCAGACAUUAGAGAAAAUAUCAGCACCUUAGAACCAAAGACAGUUUGGUCCUCAUCAUUACUGAUGGAUGAAGACAACCUGAAGCUUGAAAAAUAUGGUGAUGACAUUAACGGAGAUGACUUCCAUAAAAUUAAUUCAACUAUGGAGAUCUGUGAUGAAAAGGAAAAGCUUCUGGAGGAGCUGAAGAAUGUUGGUCAGGAAAGGAUGGACUGGGAGCAGGAACCGGACAGAAUUGAAGCAUUUAAAAGAUACUACGAAGAGCCUGUUGGAGGGGGACAAAAUAAGGUAGCAGUCAGGAGCCACAAAGUUACAUUAAGCUUGGAUCAAGAAUCUUCUCAAUAUGAGGAGGUUGAUGAUGAUGAUGAUGAUGAUGAUGAUGAUGAUGAUAGUAGUGAACAGGAAUCAAAUACAGAAGAUGAAAUAACUUUCAAAAAUCUGAAGACUGAGGACCAAAGUGAAUCUGAUGAACCAAAAGAGAGAUAUUCAUGCAGGCUAAAGGUCUUGCCAAAGGGAUUACAAAAGCCAGGCCAGAAGCUGAAGGAACAACAUAAGAGCUAUAGGUGUCUUGUCCUGCUGAAAUCAGCAUUAGCAGCGAGUCUGGUGACAGUGGUGGGAGUUCUGUCUUACUGGUGGGCCACAGACAGCCUGGACUGGAUCUACUGAAUUUACAUUGAUCUUGGCUGUUCAACAUGAUUAAAAACAAAUAAAUAAAAGUCAAGCCUCUCCAUGUAUGAUAAAGAAAUGUUUGUACAAGACCAAGUUAUGUUUGAAGAGCAUGCAUGUAAAUUACUCAGCAAAAGCUAAUGAACCAGACAAGCCAGUAGACUCAGAUAGAACCAACUUUAUUGCCUUACAGGAUGCUACCUAAUAUUGUAAUAUUUGCUUUGAAAUGCUUUGAAAUUUUUUUAAUGUCUUAUAACAUUGUCAUCCCUAAUUACUUAUGACCAUUUAAGAUAAAUGGAUUAGCGCACAACUUUUAAGUUGGCAAAGUAAUAUAUUUAGCAAUUGUAUGUGGUAUCUUGCCUUUUCAGGACACCUAAAUAGCUUGAAAAGUAAAAUUGACAUUAAUAAAACAUAAAAAAGCAUUCUAUAGUGUUUUUUUUUAUCUAAUAGGGGAGCAAUAUAUUCCCACAUCACUGUCUGUCUCCAAGAAAGCAAUAUGACUGCAGUUAAAGGGACAUAUUCAUUCAACGCUAUUCCUUUCUAAUUGGAAUGUUAUAUUUUUAGGUUUUUAUCAGCAAUUUAUAUUCCAUAAACAUGCCAUGCAGCAUAAAAUAUAUCAUGUGCAUGUUUUGCAAACUCUAAAAAACAGAUUGCACACAAUAGCAUGGAUAUAUCUCCUCUGACCAUCACCAGGGACUUCUGCAAAUAUUAAUGUGUUUCUUCUUGAAUUAUGUCUUUAUUAGAAAGUGCAUUGACUUCCAGUGUAGCUAUAAAAUUGAUUCCUCUCUCUUUCUACAGAUAAUACAUAUAAGUAUAAUAUACCUGUAAGGCAUACGCAGCUACAAAGUGCUUUCUGUUGUCUUAUCCUUUGGCUGAAAUAAUUUUUCCAAAAGAGCCUUUCCAUUUAAAGUUCCCAUUAAAUGCUUACAAUAAACACAUGCCCUGAUUAACGACUCAUUUUCAUUACAGUCUCAUGAUGCUUUUCAGAAAAAUAAACUAUCAAAUAAAUAAAUAUCUCAUAAAGCAAAAUUACAAUCAUACAGUAGUUAGGUAAUGUGCGUUUGAUAUAGUUGUGGUGCCCUCACAAACUAAAAAGAGGUUCCUUGUUUGAUUUUUAGUUAAAAUCCAUGCCAUUAAUGGAAUACACACAAUAUUUUCAUUUUGUAAGUGCAAACAUCCUCGUACUUAUCUGCCAUGUUAUUACUAAGGGUCUCUAAGUUUGCGGCCUUUCUUUAAAUUACAACAUUAAUGAUUCACUCUCUCUGCCAAUGUUUCAAUUGUAUUUGUGCAGUCAGUAGUCACACCCAAGAUAGGAAUUUCGUUAUCUAUGUUCAGCCUGCAAAGGACUCAUGUCGACAGCAUUCCUCCAAUGAUUUCAUAUGGUACACACAAAAG